UCGUGCCUGCCCGUGGAGUUAAACGAAGAGCCUCUCCUGGAGGCACAAACGGAUUUAUCGAACGUUAGCUAGGCUUUUUUUUUUUGCACCAUUGUCAAUAGUCGUACCGCAUAGGUAGAUAUUUAGACUAACUAGGUAUUUUAGAGGGAUUAAGAUAGAUAACAUUGCGGUUUCGACUCUCCGUUUUUUUCCGUUAAAGCUUGGGGAUAACGAUUCACCGGCUGGCUCGAGGUGCCACCACCUGCAACAAUUUUUGAAAGACAUUCGCUUUGAGUCAGCUACUACUAGCUAGCUAGCAAGUCGACUAGCUGUCAGUUAAAAAGUGAUUAGCAAGUGGAAGCUAUCUAACUAGUAGUCGGUCCACUAGAACCGGUUAGUAAACCAACAUCCCCAAGUCCCACCCUCCCUUUCUAAUUAGUGGCUUGUUGGCUCUCAGAGUCCUUUGCGUAAACCAGGACGUUGCUAGCUAAAUUACUAGUGGGGAGAGGCUCGCUACUGACAGCUCAGGGGUUGGCUAGCAUUGCUAGGAGGCUAGCUAGCGAGGUUGCCCACUCACACCGGUGAUAGUGAACGUAUAGUUUUCUAGCUGGCGGGGUCUUGUCGCUACACUGGCAAAGAGACGGGCCAGAAAGAGGAGGCGAAAUAAAGAGAGUUGGGAAGACGGCAAGAGAAGGACUGGCUAACCAUAAUAAGCCGGCGACAGAUUUAUAGACAAAGAACGUACCACAUAAACAGCCAUGAGUAUCGAGAUACCGGUGGGUUUGACGGAAUUGCUGCAAGGCUACACCGUGGAGGUGCUCAGACAAAGACCAACCGACCUGGUGGAAUUCGCCAUACAAUAUUUUACUCGCUUGCGGGAUACCAGAAACCAGGAUGGGGCAGGAGCGGCUAUUAAACUGGGCAAAGGAGUGAUGUUUGAUGGCGAGCCGAUGCAGACAGAGUCCAACGGAGACGAGGAUGAUGACGAUGAGGAUUCAGACUUUGAGCCUCCUCCCCCCAGCAGAUUCAACCGGAGAGUGUCAGUGUGUGCGGAGGCCUUCAACCCAGAUGACGAGGAGGAGGACACCGAGCCCAGAGUGGUGCACCCCAAAACAGACGAGCAGCGCUGUCGACUGCAAGAGGCCUGUCGAGACAUCCUGCUGUUCAAGACCCUCGACCAGGAGCAGUUCUCAGAAGUCCUGGACGCCAUGUUUGAGCUGCGGGUCCAGCCUCAGGAUCACGUCAUCGACCAGGGGGACGACGGAGACAACUUCUACGUUAUUGAGAGGGGCGUGUAUGACAUUGUGGUACAGAAGGACGGCGCGGGCCUGUGCGUGGGUCACUACGACAACAAGGGCAGCUUUGGGGAGCUGGCGCUCAUGUACAACACGCCCCGCGCUGCCACCAUCAUCGCCACCCAGGAGGGGGCGCUCUGGGGCCUGGACCGGGCCACGUUCCGCAGGCUCAUCUUGAAGAACAACGCGAAGAAGAGGAGGAUGUACGAGGCCUUCAUCGAGUCUGUGCCCCUGCUCAAGUCACUGGAGCUGUCGGAGAGGAUGAAGAUUGUGGACGUAUUAGGAAUGAAGCAGUUCUCUGACGGGGAGCGCAUCAUCAUGCAGGGAGACAGGGCUGAGUGUUUCUACAUUGUGGAGUCUGGAGAAGUCAAGAUCAUGAUGAAGAGCAAAACGAAGGCGUCCCAGCAGGACAACACGGAGGUAGAGAUCACCCGCUGUAGCAGGGGGCACUACUUUGGAGAGCUGGCCCUGGUCACCAACAAGCCCCGCGCCGCCUCAGCGUACGCCGUGGGGGACGUCAAGUGCUUGGUAAUAGACAUCCAGGCGUUUGAGCGUCUGCUGGGCUCCUGUAAAGAGAUCAUGAAGAGGAACAUCGCUCACUAUGAGGAGCAGCUGGUGGCUCUGUUUGGCUCCAGCAUGGAUCUGAGAGACUGAGGACUUUCUCUGUGCCUUUAAACACACACACACGCACACACACGCACACAUUGACAAGCACCAACAUAGGCAUCGAGAGACACCCACUUAGCCUAUAUAGUCUAUCACUCUAGCACAUCCUCUUAACCCAAUACACUCCUUUAUAAGCUCACUCAUAGGUACAUGCCUACACACACACUUGUUCUCUCUCUAUCUCUGGAUGAAUGACAUGCCCUGCUGCGCACACACACUCUCAUUGGAGCAAGGACAAAACACACACACACACAGACACAAACAGGUUUCCCCUUCUGUCCCUCACGUGCACACAGACAUUUACACUUCUAUUCAAACUCAUUCAACCUCAGCCAAGGACACAUUCUCACACACGCACACACGCACACACCCCCACACACACACAAACAGAGGCACCUACAUUUGCAAAAACAGACACCUGAAAGAAAAACUAAUAAAAUCAACAAAAAAAAAUCAAGAGUAAAAUAGAAACCUCAAAAAUGCAACAACAAAAAAAGAAAAAAGAUCAACAGAAGGUUUAAAAAGAGUUUUAGAAACAUUUUAUGAAAAAAAAGAAGCUUUGAUAAAAUAUUAUUUAAAUAAAAAAGUGUUUCCUCUUUGAGGGUGAGUCAUUUCAGACGCCCCUACUGUUGUUGGUUCAGUUAGUGCAUAUGAUCUAUCACAGACACGUUCCUCUCCCAAUCUCCACACGUUGUAUUUGAUUCAUGUAUUAUUAUUAUUAUUCUAUGAUGAUUAUGAUUAUAUAUAUUUGUUAUUUUGUUUUACUUUGACCAAUAAAGAACCAUCUCAGACAAAUGUAAAACAAAACAACCUAAAAAACAAACAAAAAAACAUUAGUGCUUAUUUGUCCUUGAUUAUUCUGAAUGAGUUGUCCUGGAUAUAAAUAAAGCUAACAUUUUGUUAA
Messenger RNA from Osmerus eperlanus (European smelt), 2844 nucleotides. RefSeq names its product protein kinase, cAMP-dependent, regulatory, type II, alpha A (gene prkar2aa). The coding region runs from base 738 to 1928 and encodes 396 amino acids. Lineage: Eukaryota; Metazoa; Chordata; Actinopteri; Osmeriformes; Osmeridae. The transcript is spliced from 11 exons. Gene Ontology annotation, biological process: negative regulation of cAMP-dependent protein kinase activity. The record is from RefSeq and is a predicted model, not a curated record. Gene Ontology annotation, cellular component: cAMP-dependent protein kinase complex. Gene Ontology annotation, molecular function: cAMP binding; protein kinase A catalytic subunit binding; cAMP-dependent protein kinase inhibitor activity.